UCUCUAUUCCCUCCGUUGUCAUCACAGACAGGAUACCUUGUCCUCAUAGCUGCCAUGUUGGUGACCAGGACAUAUUGUGAUGUCUGGAUGAUCCAGAAUGGAACCAUGAUUGAAAGCGCAAUUAUCGGUCGUUCCAACACCGAUUUCAAGAACUACUUGUUCAACUUUUGCAAAGUGAUGCCACUUAUCGCAUUGGUGAAUAACUUCUUGAAGCUGGGUCUGAAUGAGCUGAAGCUAAGGUUCAGAGUGAGGCUAACCAAACACCUCUACGACGAGUACCUCAAGUAA
Messenger RNA from Oncorhynchus gorbuscha (pink salmon), 288 nucleotides. Its product is annotated as ATP-binding cassette sub-family D member 3-like. The transcript has 3 exons. The coding region runs from base 55 to 288 and encodes 77 amino acids. Gene Ontology annotation, biological process: transmembrane transport. Lineage: Eukaryota; Metazoa; Chordata; Actinopteri; Salmoniformes; Salmonidae. Gene Ontology annotation, molecular function: ABC-type transporter activity; ATP binding. Gene Ontology annotation, cellular component: membrane. The record is from RefSeq and is a predicted model, not a curated record.